AUAGAUGGAAUUGGUAUGGAUGAAACACUUCUGGAUGCUUUGCGUAAUGUGAUUUACAAGAUGGAGGCAGAUCCAGAAAAAGCGGCCCUAUGUCUUGAAGAGAGCAAAUUAUUUAGAGAGGGCAGCUACAGUUUUGGCCAACGAGCGGCUGUCGUCAGCAAACACAAUAUGAAUCCAGCUGAAUGGUGGGUGCAUUUUGGCGGAUCCGCGAGAAAUCUAAAGCGGAUAGCUAUCCGGAUCCUCUCCCAAACAGUCUCCUCUAGUGGAUGUGAGCGCAAUUGGUCCACCUUCGCCCUUAUCCACAGCAAACAAAGAAACCGUUUGACGCAAAAGCGCCUCAACGACCUUGUUUAUGUGCAUUACAAUUUGCGGUUGAGGCUAAAGUGCAUCCAGGAGGAAGUGGAGCUCAAGUAUACAGAUCCGAUUUACGGGUCCUUCACCGCUGAUGACGAUGAUCCACUACUCGGCUGGCUUGUAGGCCAGCAGCAGGAGCCCGAGCUUGACGAGCCAGGAUCGCCUCCACGACCAGCUACCUUCAUAGCCACCGAAGCUGGGGUCGAUCCAGAGCAAUGGGCUGAGCGCAAUAUUCCACGCACUCCCAGAGCUGAUCAGCCGCAGGCACAGGGGAGCCAGACAGAGAGGGCCAGGAAAGGAAAACAAAGAAUCCCAAUGGAGAGUGUCGAGGAAGAGACUUGGACUAGUAGCGAUGAAGGUUCUGGUGGUGAUGGAUCUUCUAGCCAUGGAGGGAGCGGAGGACAGUAUGGUACUCAUGAGACACAGCCGGAGGGUGGUCUUUAUUUCACCGGUGAGUCCCAAUUUAUGGGUGCUACACAGGAUACGGACCACGGUCGACCACCUGAUAGAGAUCGUGAGGAUAUUAUUGGAUAUAGAAGACGGGCUCCUCGAGGUCGUUCAGGAAGACAGGAUACGACUGCAGAUCCGAGGACAUACGGAUACGGAUUCUAUUAUCCACAGCCUCAGCCUGACGAAUACGGAUAUGGUGCAUUGGAUUUUGCUUCCGCCAUAUUUGGAUGGGCCCCUACACAAUCAGAGGACACCUCUCAGAGCCAGAGCGUGAGCGAGAGAUCCGACAGUUCUUAUAACCUGGCGCGUGUUCCUUCUGAUUGGGUUGAUUUGCCUCCUCCUGAUUAUACUUAUGAUCCAGAUAUCUACGAGAGCCAUCGGCACUCGUCCCGAUUUUAGAUAUCCUAGAGUACUUUAAAUGUAUGUAAAUGAUUGUAUCUUAAUUCGAAGAUAUUUUAUGUGUAUGAUUUUAUCAUUUCGAACGGGAGGAAAACGUAACAUGCAAUCAUGCAUCAUAUAUGUUUCAAAUUUCAACCCUAAAUUUAAAUAUGAAAAUAU
Phoenix dactylifera (date palm) is the source of this 1362-nucleotide messenger RNA. NCBI's taxonomy places the organism in Eukaryota, Viridiplantae, Streptophyta, Magnoliopsida, Arecales, Arecaceae. The record is from RefSeq and is a predicted model, not a curated record.